This is a messenger RNA of Mucor mucedo, 1728 nucleotides long. RefSeq names its product Caleosin related protein-domain-containing protein. The record is from RefSeq and is a predicted model, not a curated record. The transcript is spliced from 6 exons. The coding region runs from base 1 to 1728 and encodes 575 amino acids. NCBI's taxonomy places the organism in Eukaryota, Fungi, Mucoromycota, Mucoromycetes, Mucorales, Mucoraceae. Gene Ontology annotation, molecular function: monooxygenase activity; calcium ion binding.
AUGAAUAACAGUUCUUCCAAAAUGUACAACUCAUUAUUGGCACCGAAUACCAAAGAAAGUUCGCCUACUGAAGAAUCUGGCAUACAAAAACACGUCAAGUUUUGGGAUAAGAAACACAAAGGUUACAUCACUCCUCUUGACACUAUUUCUGGUUUUAUCACACUUGGAUAUGGUACCUUAUUUAGUAUUGCUGUUGGCACUUUCUUUGGUGUUCUAUUAUCUUUAUCCACUCAGAAAGGAUGGUUCCCAGAUCCGCUAUGCCGCUCUAACGUCAGAAACCUAAUUCGUGCCAAGAAAGAAACUCAGUGCAAUCAAGGUGCUUAUGAUUCAAAUGGGUUGUUUGUACCAGAGAAAUUUGAAAAUUUGUUCAACAAAUACGCUCAGUCGGACAAAUCGGGUAAAACCAUAACUGUACCCGAGUUGAUAAGAAUGACGAAAGAACAAGAAAGAUUAGGAAAAGACGUAAAAGCAUGGGCCGGGAGUAUGGCUGAAUUGUGUACAGCCUACUUCUUCAUUGGUCAUCGAGGUCGUCUCACAAAGGAAGAUGUUCUCUCUGCAUAUGAUGGAACACUUUUUUAUCGUCUUAGAGAUGGUCAUAAGUUAAUGAUCAAGCAAGGGUCUGUUGCGCACAUUAAUUCGUCCGGUCCAGGUCUCGGCGGUUCUUAUCUCGCAUCGAAACAUGGUAUUUUAAGUGUCAAAGGAAUUGAAAAUCGUGUUGAGCAGCUUGUUAGUGCAUUGAAAUCGAAAUCAUCUACAGUUGUUAAUGAUUACCGUUUACGUAAUUGGGUUUCGUAUAUUCAAGAAAGUACCGAGACUAUCAAGAAUACUGCUAUCCCUCGUAGUUUAAUGCGCCCUUCUACAUCUGUCAUUAGUGGUGUAACCACUCCUAAAGCAUCCAUGUAUCGUUCCACCAAGCAAGAGGAUCCCGCGACUUUGUUUCCUGAUGGUAUCACAGGUGUUUCGAAACCUGGAUCCGAAAAUCCUUCUGGUCCAAAUUUGUCGGAAUCUUUCUUUACAACUUCUAGUGAUGAUGAAAUACUCUCAAGCAAGGAAACAUUUUUGUUCGGCACCCAAAAGGAUGAAAGCGAGCCAAAGUAUCUGCAAGAUUCUACGGAAGAUUUGGCCAGUUCUUCAAUGUUAGAUAGCAAGUCUGACGAGUUUCCUCAACUUGUUGCCCCAACUCCUAAGAAAUCCAUCUCUUCCAUCACAAGUAGCAAGCCUUUGAUGAACGGUUUUCUCAAGAAAGAAUCGGAUGCACAUGAUUGGCUUGGUGAAGGCUUAACAGGUGUAAAAGGAGGCAGUCAGAGUUCUUCCAAAUCAGAUAAAACACCUUCUUUCAUGGAUAGCAACACAAGUAAUUCUGCUUUCGAAAACAUCGGAAUGGAAAAGGGAAACCCGGAGAAUGCAAGCAGCAUAAUGGUUUCAGAGAUUCCAACCAAACAAUCGCCUCCACCCCCACAAAUUUUGCAACCGAGUCCAGAGAAAAAUAGGGAAGUUCCCAAUUCUGUUAUCACCCCACCACCUGAGGAAAAGUCAGUAGUCUACAAUACUUCUGCUCCAGCCAUAUCUAAGAGCAACACCCUCAAUAAUUCCAAAAGCCAAAAGAGAAAAACUAAAAAGACUAUGUCUUCCACUACGAGUGGUAGCGAAUCAGGUCCAGAAACAAUUAUCCAAAGUAUGAAUUCAAUUAAAGACACGCCAAUGCCGAUCGCUACCGACGCAAAAUAA